AGUGGAUUGAACGUUUUUAGGUCAAUAUUUAUUUUUUGUGAUUAUGCCCAUAAUUUAUCAAUAUGACAAUUAAUCGCGCUAUAACAGUGAAUUCUGGAAAACCUGAGUGAAUGUGAAUGUGUUUAUUUGUAUCUACGCUGAGAUAUGCUGACAUUUAAUACAAAUUUUAAUGGAAAACAGACAUAAUUACAGAACAUGAAAAUAGUAUUAACGGCCUACGAAACUAAACAAACACGCUACAGUACACCAUGAUUUGAAGAAUCUAAAAUGGGAAGUUAUUGAUAGAAAUGGAGAAAUCGAUGCAGGCACGACUAUUAAAUAAAUGUUCCUGUCUGGUAUGUCUACUGCCACCAUGGGGUUUCACAGACCGAGAAGAAGAACAACUAUACACAGCAUACACCAAGCGUCAGCGUCAACGAGCUAUCCCCCGUUUGCUUAUCACUGGUGUAUUGCUGCAAGUAUUUGCGAUUGUGGUACCAGGAGAACGAGACCUCUUUUUCGCCUACAGUUCUGUGGUGAUAUCGCUAUUUGCUAACUUAACAAUGGCUACAGUUUAUUCCUGUUUUCGCUCCACGCGUCCAAUAUUAAACCAUGUCUCGUGGCUUGUUUUAUGGAUACAACUCCUCAUUAGUGUUUCCCGCCGUCUCGGUGAUUCAUACAACGAGUUACUGGGUUGGGCCAUCGUUCUACAAUACUUCACAUUAGCAACCCUACCAUUCCAUUACAUUGUGUUGAUGUUCUACAGUGCCAUUUCUUUUUGUGCUUAUCUCUUGGUACAAUAUUAUAAUGCUUCCACUUCAGAAAGUAGACUGGCUGAAGAUUUUUGUUAUCAGCAAAUAGCAAAUGGUGCACUUCUACUAGGAGCUACGCUAUUAGGCGGGACUGCAUAUGCAGUAGGAGAGCGACAACAACGUCGCUCUUUCCAAGAAACCAAACGAAGUUUACGUGAUAAGCUUACCAUCGAACAGCAAAGCAAAGAACAGGAGCGUUUGCUUCUCUCAGUACUUCCUGAACACGUUGCAAUACAAAUGAGACAAGAUCUAGGUCUAAUCGAUACACAAUUUAAAAAAAUUUAUAUGUCAAGACACGAAAAUGUUAGCAUCCUGUAUGCGGACAUCGUAGGCUUCACGGCUAUUUCUUCUACUUAUUCAGCACAAGAUCUUGUUGCAAUCCUUAACGAGUUGUUUGCACGAUUUGACCGACUUGCCGAGAAAUAUCAACAACUGCGUAUUAAAAUCCUGGGCGAUUGUUAUUAUUGCAUCAGUGGUGCACCUGUAGAGCGUCCUGAUCAUGCAGUCCUAUGUGUUCAUAUGGGUCUAUCAAUGGUGAAAGCAAUCAAGUAUGUGCAGCAGACCACCAACUCACCGGUAGACAUGCGAGUCGGUAUACAUACAGGGGCAGUUCUGGCAGGCGUGUUGGGACAAAGACAAUGGCAGUUUGACGUAUACUCGCGGGAUGUAGAACUUGCCAAUAAAAUGGAGAGCAGCGGGAUGGCAGGCCGUGUUCACAUAUCAGAAGCAACGCUCGGUUUCCUCAACGAUGACUUCGAAGUCGAGCCAGCACAUGGCGAACGUCGUGAAGAGAUGCUAAGGCAGUCUGGCAUCAAAACAUACUUUAUCGUCCGCGUAUUAAAACCUUACCAGGGAGGCGAAGAUAAAACUGCUCCUGAGGGUGAGGCGAUAGAGGGAGGCGAUACGAACGACGCACUCUCUGACCUCAAAGACGACGACGAGGACUCGGUCCUGUCACCGCAAGAGGAGAACAAGGAUAAUGAAGAACAGAAAAUACUCAACAUGUUACAAGAAGAACUCGUGAAUAGAGAUGAUAAUAAGGAAUUGGCGGACGCAACUACUCUCUGCCUGACGUUCAAGGCAGCAGGUGCGGAGGCGACAUAUGCCAGACGAAGUGACCCCUGCCCUUUGUCGGUGGCAGCACCGCCACUAAUGCUACUGCCAGCAGUGGUUGCGCUUGCCAGCUUCGCCGUACCGCCCUCCUUAUCUUUGCAUGCGGUCUACCUCGCCCUCAUACUCGAGACCGGCCUAAUUAAUAUUAUAUAUUACGCAUGCUUCAGAUAUGCACAGUAUAAGAAAAAGUCUCUCAGUCCUUACUGGAAAUUAACAUGUGGAACAUUUAAUAUAGUAAUGUUUGUAGCAGCCAACAUAGCUCCUUUGAUUAUCUGUGGUAAUUUUGAGGCGAUGUUAAUGGAGGAUGGUCUAAGAGAAGAUGCACCUGCGCACAGCGGUGCGCGUCGUUGCAUACAUCCUUCAUAUUAUUAUCACGUUGGCGCAGGUGCGUUAUGUGGUGCACUUUGGGUGUCUCCGCUGGGUGGAUGCGCUCGCGCAGCACUGUUGGCCGCGCUGGCGACCGCCCAUGCGCUGCCGUCCGUGCUGCAGCCCGCGCUACUUACGUCGCGUCCUAGCCUCGACCGAGAUCCUUACCGCGCGCCCUACAACCACACCAUUGACUUCGAUGAACAACUCUUUGAAAUACUAGGGAAGAUACACCCUGGACGCAAUAUUAUAAUGCUGUUCUUCGUAACGAUAGCUCUCCUGGUGUUCAAUAGAUAUAGCGAGUCUUUGGAGCGCGCGCGGCACUCGCGCGGCGAACGCAUGCGUGCGCAGGCGGAGCAGGCGGGCGACUUGCGCCGCCGCAACCAGGCGCUCGUGCACAACGUGCUGCCGCCGCACGUCGCGCGACACUUCAUGGGCGCGCGCCACCACCACCGCGACCUCUACAGCCAGAGUUACGCCGAAGUCGGCGUGCUAUUCGCCUCCAUGCCUAAUUUCUCAGAGUUUUAUUCAGAAGAAACUGUUAAUAACCAGGGCCUGGAAUGUUUGCGAUUUCUCAACGAGGUUAUAUCAGACUUCGAUUUGCUGCUCGAGGAUGCAAAAUUCAGUAAAGAUAUUAUAAAAAUCAAGACAAUUAGUUCAACAUACAUGGCCGCCUCAGGUUUAAAUCCGACCAGAGAGAUGCAGCCUUCAGAUGGCGUGUUGGUUCGCUGGGCACACCUCGCGUGUCUGGUGGAAUUCGCGCUAGAACUUCAAAGAGUGCUGGCCGCGAUAAACGAACAGUCCUUCAAUCACUUUGUAUUGCGGAUGGGAAUCAACCACGGACCGAUCACAGCGGGUGUAAUCGGUGCCCGCAAACCGCAUUACGACAUCUGGGGCAACACCGUCAAUGUCGCCUCCCGUAUGGAAAGUACAGGGAAAGCUGGCUGUGUUCAGGUCACAGAGGAGACGUGUCAUAUUUUAGAGAGUUUUGGGUACUAUUUCGAGCAGCGAGGACUAGUAGCAGUCAAGGGCAAAGGCCAGCUAAUGACUUACUACCUACAGGGCAAACGGGAUGCAUCCAGCACACAAAUGGAAAAAUCUGCUAUGGAGGAGUCUGUGAGUGAAGGUGAAGCUUUAUUGGCAAAUGGAGAUGCAACUGCGGCUGUACAAAGCUCCUCACCACAACGCACCGACCAUGACGCCGGCCGCCCUUUGCUUACCGCCUAAGUUCUUACGAGUACCGUAAUAAUUUCUUAGACUGUAGAUUAUACGUAAACAAGAUAUUAAACAUUAUGUAUAUCAGCGGCUUAAUGUAAAAACAUUUUUUUUCCAUUUACAGUCAUUGAUGAUGAUAGAGACGUGGUCUAUUAAAAUUACUAGACUAAAUAGCCUCUUUUAAUAUCUGUACGAUUUCAAGAGAAUAAUGUUGUAAUGUUUAUAACCCAACCUAUUAU
Molecule: messenger RNA, 3724 nt
Organism: Achroia grisella
Lineage: Eukaryota; Metazoa; Arthropoda; Insecta; Lepidoptera; Pyralidae
Gene: Ac3
Product: adenylate cyclase type 3
Exons: 21
Coding region: 288-3497 (1069 amino acids)
Biological process (GO): adenylate cyclase-activating G protein-coupled receptor signaling pathway; cAMP biosynthetic process; intracellular signal transduction
Molecular function (GO): adenylate cyclase activity
Source: RefSeq, a predicted model, not a curated record